Molecule: messenger RNA, 1462 nt
Organism: Myripristis murdjan (pinecone soldierfish)
Lineage: Eukaryota; Metazoa; Chordata; Actinopteri; Holocentriformes; Holocentridae
Gene: cbx8a
Product: chromobox homolog 8a (Pc class homolog, Drosophila)
Exons: 5
Coding region: 189-1283 (364 amino acids)
Biological process (GO): negative regulation of transcription by RNA polymerase II
Cellular component (GO): PRC1 complex; chromatin
Molecular function (GO): chromatin binding
Source: RefSeq, a predicted model, not a curated record
GCAACAGCUGAGCCAAUGUGCUCUACCGCGAUCCGUCCUACCGACUGCGGUGCCUGGCAACAGAAAAAGACGUGAUGACGUCCUCCCCAGAUCGCGUAUUAUGGGAUGUGCGGAAUUAAACAACCCGAAGAGGACACGGCAAAGCACAAAAAAUAAUAGAGGCAGAAUAAACGAGGUUCAUGUAAACCAUGGAGCUCUCGGCUGUUGGUGAGAGCGUCUUCGCAGCCGAGUCCAUCAUUAAACGGCGUAUAAGACGGGGUCGCUGGGAAUAUCUUGUGAAAUGGAAGGGCUGGUCUCAGAAGUACAGCACUUGGGAGCCGGAGGAAAACAUUCUGGAUGCACGUCUGUUUGCUGCCUUCGAGGAGAGGGAACGCGAACGAGAGCUUUUUGGGCCGAAGAAGAGGGGUCCUAAACCGGAGACAUUUCUUUUGAAGGCCAAAGCCAAAGACAAAGCCAAGACAUAUGAAUUCAGAAGAGAAACUCCGAGGGGGAUCCAGGUUUCCUAUCCCAUUCCAGAGCCUGUCAUAACACCGAGGGCCCGGGAGGGUUUACGCACAGUUGUCCCCACAAUCUUCCCUCCGAGUGCAGUCAACAGAGGGGAAAGUGUCCAUGUGCGACCUCCAGAACCAGAGAGGAGGCCCAGGCCGGCUCCACCAGCCUCAUUCACGCUCCAGGAAUCCGCCAGUGUCCCCAAAAAGAGAGGGCGUAAACCUAAGCUGAAUUUACCUUAUAACAAAGAUCACAGGAGCAGCCAGGUAGAGCCUGACCAUAAACGGAGCAGGCUAAUGGAGGAGGCGAUACCACACGGCCUGUCCAAAAUGUCCCGACGCUUGCAUCACCACGGAGAGACGUCUGAUCACAGCCUGAUGCAGCUGACUAAAAGGUUUGAGGAAGAGACCACGAUUACGCCCAAGUCAAGCCACGAGCAGAGACACAUGAUGAGCGCAGGCUUGUCCCAAACUUGCGCGCUCAACCCGGAUGUGCGCCAGGCUCAUCACGGAGGGCAUAGGACUAAUUGCUUGACUAGGGUGUCUAUAGCUCAGCCCAAGCUGAAGCACUUGGCGGAAAAGCACAAAUAUCGGGCUGAGGAGUUUUCUCUCCAACCUGCUGCCAUCUCCAAACAGUCUGAGUCCAGUGAUUCAUCCAAGAGAUCAGACGCAUCCUGGACUCCAUGUCUCAGCAACUUCAAUAAUGUGACUGUGACAGAUAUCACGACGAACUUCUUGACAGUCACAAUCAGAGAGAGCACCACGGACAAAGGCUUUUUCAAAGAUAAAAGAUGAGUAUAUGCUUUUGAUGUGGGUCAAAAUACUUAAUAUAUGACUAUACAUCUAUGAAUAAUUGUUUAAGAAGCGAACUAACAAGCCUACUGUAUUACUAUAUUUUUUCUAUGUCACUCUCCAUUGUGUAUACGAAAUAUUUAAUACCCUGUUGAGCAAAUUAAAAAAAAUCAGACAUUACA